Molecule: messenger RNA, 2091 nt
Organism: Brassica oleracea var. oleracea
Lineage: Eukaryota; Viridiplantae; Streptophyta; Magnoliopsida; Brassicales; Brassicaceae
Product: clathrin interactor EPSIN 1
Exons: 11
Coding region: 151-1836 (561 amino acids)
Biological process (GO): endocytosis
Cellular component (GO): endosome; clathrin vesicle coat; plasma membrane
Molecular function (GO): clathrin binding; phospholipid binding
Source: RefSeq, a predicted model, not a curated record
AAAUUACGCCACAAAUCGAUUUAGGAAAAAAAAAACAAAAGACGAGCCAUCAUUCAUCAUCCCUGAUCAGAUCUACACUUCUCCUCGCACCAUUUCUUUUUCCGCAGGAUCUCGUUUUCCUUUCGUUCAUAACAUUAUCGCGAAUUCGAGAUGGAUUUCAUGAAGGUCUUCGAUCAAACGGUUCGAGAGAUAAAGAGGGAGGUGAAUCUCAAAGUUUUGAAGGUUCCGGAGAUGGAGCAAAAGGUAUUGGAUGCUACAGAUAAUGAGCCUUGGGGUCCGCAUGGUACUGCAUUGGCUGAGAUCGCACAGGCCACUAAGAAAUUCUCGGAGUGCCAGAUGGUUAUGAGUGUUUUGUGGACUAGACUGAGUGAGACUGGCAAGGAUUGGAGAUAUGUCUACAAGGCACUGUCGGUUAUUGAUUAUCUGAUUUCAAACGGAUCUGAACGAGCAGUUGAUGAGAUUAUUGAGCAUACUUACCAAAUAUCUUCACUCACGAGUUUUGAGUAUGUUGAACCGAAUGGGAAAGAUGUGGGGAUCAAUGUGAGAAAGAAGGCGGAGAACAUUGUUGCUCUCUUGAAUAAUAAGGAGAAGAUCUCUCAAAUCAGAGACAAAGCAACAGCCAAUCGUAACAAGUACGUUGGCCUCUCCUCAACAGGAAUAACAUAUAAGUCUGGUUCAGCUUCAGCUUCGUUUGGUGGUGGUAGUGGUUCAAGCAAUUAUGACAGCUAUAGAGAUAGGGAUUCCAGAGAAGACAAGGACGACUACGAGUCUUUUCAAAAGUCAAGGCGCGGUGUUAAAGGUGAAGACCAAAGCUACACUUCGAAGAAAAGUUUUUCACGCUAUGGCAGUGCGGACCAGGAUAGUCUAUCCAGUGGAAAAAAGUCUCCCGGCUCUGGCAAACACAGUGCCAUACCUUCACAUGCAUCUGCAGCUCCUUCAAACAACGAUGAUGAUUUUGAUGAUUUUGAUCCACGUGGAACUUCCAGCAAGAAGCCUUCCGCGGGGAGUGCCAACCAAGUGGACCUUUUUGGAGCAGAUCUGAUGGGUGACUUCAUGGAUUCUGGACCAACUGAAACAUCUUCCACCAACAACAACAACAAUGGCACGUUUCAAGAGACGGACUUGUUUGCUGAUGCAACUUUUGUAUCAGCCUCUGCUCAGGGAACAGAUUUUGGGUCGCAGAAACAGGAAGAAGUUGAUCUCUUCUCUGCAUCUCAACCUUCUGUCACAGUUACUCCACCUCCUCCGACGGUUGACCUGUUUGCAUCCACUGAACCAAUUGCACCCCCAGAAGCCAAGAUUCCUAAACCUGAGUCUAUGACCACUCCCAACAUUGUUGACCCAUUUGCUGCAGUUCCCAUGGAAACUUUUGAUGGAUCUGAUCCUUUUGGUGCCUUCACUUCUCACUCCGCUUCAGUCUCUACAGGUCCACAGCCCCCAGUUGUACAUGGGAGUGCAACAAACACAACAACCCCACCCUCUUUGGCAGACUCGAAACCACAACAGUUUCAAAAGAAGGAUCCUUUCCAGGUGAAAUCUGGAAUAUGGGCAGAUUCGCUGAGCCGUGGACUAAUUGAUCUCAAUAUUACUGCUCCCAAAAAGGCUUCUCUUGCUGAUGUGGGUGUUGUCGGUGGCCUGAGCAAUGACGAUGGGAACAAGGCAUCUGCUGCUGCCUACUACUCAGGGUGGUCCAUGGGCGCAGGAUCCGGGCUCGGUAAAACCGGAAUAUACAAUGCCCAGCAGCAGCAGCAACAACAACAAGCACCUGAAAUCUCAGAUGAUUUCUUCUCCAGCCUCAGCAACCAAAGGUACCAAACUGGAGACUUUAAGCAGUGAAGUUGCUUUCUACAUUCAUACUGGAAAUCAAAUGUUUUUAUUCUUAAUGAGAGUUUACUGUUCUUGCUCUUGAUUGAUGGGACAAAUCUGAUCGGUGGCUUGCGUUUUAAAUGAGAGAGUUGUUUAUGCAAAGAGAGUAUUAUUUGUUGGUUUGAAUUUUUCUAAACAAAUUAUAUGUAUUUCAUUCGACUCUGUGGAGAAUAUAUCUAUCCUGUGUGAUCUUUAAUCAAAAGAGACUCCCAGCUUUGUUUAUGA